Thyridium curvatum is the source of this 2010-nucleotide messenger RNA. RefSeq lists its product as uncharacterized. The transcript is spliced from 2 exons. The record is from RefSeq and is a predicted model, not a curated record. Bases 1 to 2010 code for a protein of 669 amino acids. Lineage: Eukaryota; Fungi; Ascomycota; Sordariomycetes; Thyridiales; Thyridiaceae.
AUGGAGCCCGAUUCGAGUCGGGCCUGCUCACCCGUUCCGCUGCAGCCCAUCAGCCCCGAGCGCGUCAAUCAGCAGCGCGAUAUCUUCUCGUCCUUCCACGCCGGCGGGGGCCACUCCCGAGACAGCUCGGUGUCCGACAAGAUCAACCAGUUUAACACGUUGGCCAUGCAGUCGAAACAGCUCGAGCGCAAGACGGCCGACGCCGCUCUCAAGCGCGCCAUGCUGGGACGAGAAGAAGCCGAGGCCGAGAUGCGCCGAUACCGCGACGAGGCACGAUCAUUACGAAAACAGGUCGAGGAGGGCAAGGACCGAGAGAGGAAAGUUGGGGAGAGACUGGAGACUGUAAUGGAGAACUAUGGUCGCGCAAAGGAGACCUAUGCCCAUACUCAGGCAUUAUGGGAGAAGGAAAUCCGACGAGCGCGAAAGGAGACGUUCAAGUCACAGAGCGUCAUCGUCAAACUACAGGAGGAACUCAAGUCGGCCCGACAGGCGCAAAAGUCUGCAGAGGAGAGCCUUGAGCGGGAGAAAGAGCGCAGCCAAGCACGUGAACAGGAAGCCUUCACCGCUAGGUACGGUCUUGUAGGCUGCCAGGAGCAGCUUGAACAGGCGCACGAGCGCAUCAAGGUCCUGGAGCAGGAGCGAGAUGCCUUCAAGUCGCUGGCCAAGUCGGAAGAUGACGUCGCUAAGAUCGCCGCCGAGGGCAAAUUGCCAUUGCCAAAAGCAAGUGACUCUACAGAAGAGCACGACGAAUUCGCAUCCCCCAAGAAGAGACCUCGGGUCUCGUCCUUCUCCACUGCGGAUAUCAAAUCUUCCGCUGCCAGCGAGGCUGAGAUCGAAGAGCUCACUCGUCUGUGGCAAUGGGAGAAGCAGCGUGCUGACCGAGCAGCCGAUCACGUUGAGUAUCUUGAAGCAGAAUGCCACUUGAGGGCAUGUUCUUGCAUGAAGAAACGCCCUCGUGCGAGCACAAUGGAGACUGGUGCUCAUGAGCGAAUCGGCCUUCUGACUUUUCAGAACACGGGAGAGACCAUGAUGGUCAGCGAAACAAUUGCAUCUUCUGCAUCGAUGACUAUGAUGCCCGCAAAGAAAUCACCAAAGAGGCUGAAGCUGGAGAAACCACGUAACGAGCCCAGACGGAGUACCAUCUUUGUCCCGGAGGAGGGAGUCUUCCGUACAGUCUCACAAGAGGUUGCCGAGGCCAUGGAGGUGGCAUCUGUGCCCGUCAAAGAGGAGACAGAGACGCCGGAACAGCCCGAGGAAGCGGAGCGACCGGAGGUACCUGAGGAGACAGUGGUGGCAGAUGAGGUGGCCACAGAACCUCCAACACCCGUCGAGGCGCAUUCAAACCCGCCGUUUUAUGCUCGUACCCCAUCUGUUGACCCUCCCUCCUUCGCGCUCCUAGCACAACAGCGCACUUCUCUCCUCUCCCUCUUGGAAGCUCCACACGAGGAAGGUCAGGCCCCGAUGACCUUCAACAUCCCAACUACGCCUGGGCCAAAACCUGACUCUGGCGACGACACAAUGGGCUCGGAAGAGUUUGAAGUGGAACAGACCGGCAACACAACUCCAAUCAUCCCCCAAGACCGCCCUGAUGACUCCACGCCCCGGCCAGUACCAAACGAGCAGCCUGCCGUUGACGUUGACGAGGUGAACGAGGAACCAGAAAUGCGACCGCACACGGUGGCGUCUUUCUACACAACAACGACAAAAGUGCCUCUGCGGGAAGAGACGACGGAUCCGAGUAUGGCUCAGCGCCUGAUGGCUGCACAGAGGACACCGAACGGCGCAAAGACUCCGCAGCAUAGUGGUCCGUACUUUGACAUCAACAACCCGGCGCUCACGCCGACCAUGACGCGGGAGCAGGCUCUAGCCCAGAUCCGUGAGCGGAGGGGCCGCGCGAGGAGUGCCCAGGGCGGCGCCAUUACGCCGAGGAAGCCAAUGGCCGAUGCCAAGGAGCGGAGGGAUGUCAGCGCCCCUGUUGGCCGUGCGGCUAGUGUUCGAAAGGUGCGGUAG